UUUUCUUUCUUCCUCCCAAAGACCAUUUAACCAAACUCCCCUUUUCCACACCAAAAAUUCAACAAAAAAACAUACGAUUUCUCAAACAUUGCAGAAAACUAUGGUGGUUCUACCAAUGAAAAGAGAAAGAGAAAGUGAGUUUGAUAGCAUAACAGCCAUGGCAAAUUACUUGAUGCUGUUUUCACGUCAAGAAAAUCAUUUUGACACGAUCCUGAACAAUUCUCCUAGUCGAGUUUUCGAGUGUAAAACUUGCAAUAGACAAUUUUCUUCAUUUCAAGCACUUGGCGGUCAUCGAGCAAGUCACAAGAAGCCAAGAUUAAUGGGAGAAUUGAACUUUCAUUUGCCAACUUCUCCUCCUAAACCAAAAACCCAUGAGUGUUCCAUUUGUGGGCUUGAAUUUCCUAUAGGACAAGCUUUAGGUGGACAUAUGAGAAGGCAUAGAGGUAUGAUGACUGAAAAUAAUAAUAUUAAAGUUCCUCAUGUUGUGAAGAAAUCAUCAAAUAGUCCAAGAGUUUUGUGUUUGGAUCUGAACUUGACCCCAUUAGAGAAUGAUUUAGAGUUCAAGUUGAAGAAGGCAACUCCUAUAGUUGAUUUCUUUUUGUGAAUUAUUGAAUAUUGGUCCAAAUCGUGAAUUUAGGGCGGGUUUUGUUAGUUCAAAUGAAUUUAUUAUUUUUGGCAUGCUGAAUUCGCUGAUGACUCUAGAUUCUGGAUUCUUCUCUGUACUGAACAUAUAUAUCCUAUCUAGACACUAUUGUUAGUUUAUUUUUCUCUUUCUAUUUUCAUGUUAUGUAUCUCGUACUAUAGGUAUGCAUUUAUUCAUUCGUUUGUACGAGGGAUAGGACUCCCACCUCAUGUGCGUUUUCUUUUUGGUUACAGAUAGAUUAUUUGAGAUUGUAAAAAAAUAAGCAGUAUGUGUGAUUAUUUCAUACAUAGCUAGCCUGUAUGUAACAUAUACUAUAUUUAAUCUAUAUAUAAUAUAAAGCUGGGAAUGAAAAUGGUGACGUGAUACUCUCACAAGCUAUGAUAACUAUUUAUCUAAAUUUUCAGAUUUUGGGGUUUUUUGUCAUUUUAAUACAACACUAUAUCACUUAUAAAUUAAAAAA
Messenger RNA from Lycium barbarum (goji berry), 1103 nucleotides. RefSeq names its product zinc finger protein ZAT11-like. The transcript has a single exon. Bases 101 to 604 code for a protein of 167 amino acids. NCBI's taxonomy places the organism in Eukaryota, Viridiplantae, Streptophyta, Magnoliopsida, Solanales, Solanaceae. The record is from RefSeq and is a predicted model, not a curated record. Gene Ontology annotation, biological process: response to chitin.